ACGUCAGAAGCAACGAUCUGCCCAUGCUCGUGGUUAGUGAAGGAGAUGAGCCCACUGCAGCUGAUAGAUGUGUUUUAGUGAUGUAAUGUUGUCUGUUUGGUGACUGAGGAUGGCUGUUUGUGCCAGGCUCUGCGGAGUGGGCCAGUCGCGGAGGUGCAGGAGGCGACAGCGGCAAAACCAGCAGGAUCAGGGAAGCGACUCUGAAAUGGACGAGGAUGAAGAGGAGCGGAUCGUAGGACACAGGCAAGCCGACGUCGGAGUUGGCGGCGGCGGCGGCUGCGGAGGCCUGGAGAGCGACGUCCCCACUGCAGGGCCCAGUGACGCUUGUGAAUAUGGCAGCGGCCAUGCCAGCAGUAUAAGCUUUCUAGAUCGAACAAGCACGGGACCUCCACACCCGCAGUCAUUAGCGGAUUUACCACCGGAGCUUCUGGUGGAAAUACUGUCUCUGCUCCCCGGAACAGCGCUGCCAAAUGUUGCCCUCGUCUGCAAGAAAUUCAGGCAAAUCGUAAACACUGAAACCAUCUGGAGACGGCGGUGCACGGAAGAGUUUGGUAUGAAGGACGAUCUGCGAAAAAUGGAAGUGGGUGGGGUAUCAAGCCGGGACCUCUACGUUAAACGUGUCAACCCACGGGUGAAGUCUGGGCGCUUUAUGAAGCUCCUCCCGGACUAUGAGCACAUGGACUAUAGAGACAUUUACACACACUUGCUUCACCCAUACAGACAUAUCUUGGGCUUAUGGCAGCCUGACAUUGGGCCUUAUGGUGGACUGCUCAAUGUUGUGGUGGACGGGCUGUUCAUCAUUGGCUGGAUGUAUUUGCCACCUCAUGACCCCCGUGUGGAGGAUCCAAUGAGAAGACGGCCACUCUUUCGUAUACACAUGUGGGAGAGCCAAAAGGCCACAGUGGAGUGCAUGUACGGACACAAGGGGCCCCACAAAGGAGACAUACAGACUGUGAAGAAGGAUGAAUUUUCAACAAAAUGUAACCAGACAGAUCAUCAUCGAAUGCCAGGGGGCAGACAGGAGGAGUUCAGGACAUGGUUGGAGGAAGAAUGGGGUCGAACACUGGAAGAAAUUUUCCAUGAGCACAUGCAGGAGCUCAUCUUAAUGAAGUUUAUUUAUACAAGUCAAUACGACAACUGUUUGACAUACCGGAGGAUCUACCUUCCUCCUGUGAUGCCCUCUGACCUGCUGCAACCUGGUCUCUUCAAAGGCACCUAUGGCAGUCACGGCUUGGAGAUUGUCAUGCUUAGUUUCCACGAGACCUCUGCAAGGGCCACAAAGCUCACGGGAGAUCCCAAUGUUCCCGCAGGACAACUUACCCUGGAUGUUGAUCUGAGCCGGCCCAUGGUCCUUCCAGACUUAGAGCAGCAGCGCAACAUAGAGGAGCUGUCACGGCUGGUACUGGGGGUACACGAGCAGGUACAAAGGGAGGCACAACAACAGGCUAAGAGCAACUCUGCCACAGCCAGAGGUGCAGCAGAAGGAGCCUGUGGUGGUGACUGCGCAGCAGAAGGGGCGGAGGCAGACCUUGAUGCGUUAUCAGACCGGCCUGUGUUCAGUAAUACCAACAAUCCUCCUGAAGCCCAGCCCUUUGUCCUGCCCCUGGGGGUUAUGGCUCGUAAUGAGGUGUACCCUCGCACCUGCAGGAAAUGCUUCUAUGGGACAGGCCUUAUCGCUGGGCACGGCUUUACAAGUCCAGAACGCACCCCAGGCCUCUUUGUGCUAUUUGAUGAGGACCGUUUCGGUUUCAUCUGGCUUGAGCUGAAGUCUUUUAGUCUGUACAGUCGUCUGACGGACCAACUAGCCCACGCUCAUGCACCGAACAUGGAGCGCUUUGAGGCCAUGCUGCGGAACAUGCAGUCCUGGACAUCCUGAUGCAGCUUGCUUUAAAUCUCCUCCCACAAUACAAUGCAUUGAAAUACCUUAACACACAAUUCACCUCUGUCCUCCACUGACAUCAUGAUAGCUUAUGACCUGACCUCUCCCUGUUCUAGCUGUAUCUUUUAGAAAUGUUGGGCUUUACUGUCUUUUUAAGCUAGUUAUGUCACCCUCACCUGACACACUUACGUGCUCCUGUUCCUGUACAAGCACCUCUAAAAGGCCUCUGCAGUCACUGUUUAUCACCUCACCUCAGUACGACCUUAAUCCUCCAGUGCAGCAUGAUAACAGGUCACAUACAUUUUUAUUAUUUAUUUAUUUAUUCCCUGCAGGAGAGAAUGGAAUGAUAUUUCAUACCACUUACAAUGGAGUAAAGUGUUUGGCCUCUGAUUCUAAAACCAUGUCUAUACUAAGUAGUGCUUGAAGAUAAUGGUGUCCAAUGUAUUCUACAAAUAGUAUGGUACCGAUUUUAGUAUACAACUGCAUGCUGCAAUUAAAUAUUCUAACAGUAUGUUUUAUUAACUGUAGUUUCAUUUUUGCUUUAGACACCCAGAUUAAAGAAAGGGCAACAUCUCAGGUGUUUUAAUCUGUUCCACAAGUCAGUAUUUGUGUUUAACAAAAAAUAUAGGACUUCAUGGUCAUUUUAUCAAUUUGUCCAUUAGUGAUUCUUAGUGAGAUUUACAAUGGGCAAGAGAUAAUUUGCUUUCUUAUCAAACAAUGUAGCUACAGCAGUCCGUUUUGGUUGAACUGAUAUGUGUCUGCCCCUUGAACUUAGUCAUAAACUUUUACAGUUGUAUGCUCUGCAUCAAACAUCCUUCUCAUUAUGUUAUGUAAGCUGGAAAGAUGUAUUGUAAUGCAAACAUAACAUAUGCAUAAUGGGAAACUGGAUUAAAUCACAACUUGACAGUUUGUAUGCUUAAAUUAUGGUCUGAAAAAAGAGCUUCUCUCACCUUUGAAAUGUAUUGUAUUUGUUGUUUAUUUAAAUGGCUGACUUAAUGUUUCCCUGGCUUUAUAUCUGCAAAA
Labrus mixtus (cuckoo wrasse) is the source of this 2902-nucleotide messenger RNA. It is a transcript of the gene fbxo31, whose product is annotated as F-box protein 31. The transcript is spliced from 10 exons. The record is from RefSeq and is a predicted model, not a curated record. NCBI's taxonomy places the organism in Eukaryota, Metazoa, Chordata, Actinopteri, Labriformes, Labridae. The coding region runs from base 110 to 1876 and encodes 588 amino acids. Gene Ontology annotation, molecular function: protein binding.